AUGAACGCUAAAGCUAAAAGACGAAGAUCUUCUUCGUUGAAAAAAGAAUUCAACAUGUUAAAAAAAGAAAUUCACGCUGAAACAAAAGAUGAAGUUGCCAAAACUCUGGAAACAAGUGAAAAGGAUUUGCAGGCUUAUAAUGAUUUAUUAAAUUCCAAAAUAAAAAAACUUUCGUUGGAAUUGUCAUCACACAACAAUUCUUCCCCCUCGGCUGAUAAUAAUGACAACGAUUCUGAUAUAUCUGAUAGUUGUAGUACCAACAGUAAUGACGAUUUACCACCAGAAUGUAAAACGAUAAUGAAUAAUUGUGUUAAACAAGCAAAAGAAUUAGAAUUGUUAGAAUCGGAAAUUGAGAAAAGUAAAAAAGAUUUUUCAGCUUUGUUAGAAAUUAAAGGACGAAUUGAACAUUCGUUGGAAAUAAAGGAAAAUGAAUAUUUAGAAAGAAUAAAGGAAUGUGAGGCGAUCACUGAGUCUCAAACCGGCAUGAUUGACUCGAUGGAAGGUUUAUUAAAGGAUCUUGUGGGCAAAAUGGAUCGUCUAAAAGAUGAAAAGGCAAGGCGUAAACUAAAACAUCAGCAUCGUCAUUCUUCUUCUUUUUCCAUAGAUCAUCAUCAUUCACAUAAAAAGAGCCGUAAUAGUUUACUACCACAACGACCACAAUCGACCCUAAGCAAUUAUUAUUCACACGAUGCAGCAAGUAUACAGCGAUCAAAAUCAAGCCUAAACAACCAUUAUACAUACGAUCCAGCAAAGGUAUCAAAUUUACAGCGAUCAAAAUCAAGCCUAAACAACCAUUAUACAUACGAUUCAGCAGCGACAUCAAAUAUACAACGAACAAAAUCAAGCCUAAGCAAUCAUUAUUUGCACGAACCAACAAAGAUGUCAAAUUCACAACGAUCAAAAUCAAGCCUAAGCAAUCAUUCACUCGAUCCAACAAACACAUCAAAUAUGCAACGAUCAAAAUCAAGUUUAAGUAAUCAUUAUGUUAAUGAUACAACUAAAAAAUCAAGAACAAAGUCAAGUUUAAGUAAUAUAAACACCAAUAUAUUUGGUUCCAUAAUGACAAGUUUAAGUUUGAAAAGAUCUCAAUCAAAAGAAAGUAAUUGUAAUUAUAGCAAUUAUAGUUCAUCGGAUGAGUAUAAUCCAUCUGAAUUAAUGCCAGCUCGUUGUAUAUCUCCACCUCGGUCAAGAAGACAGUCAUAUACAAAUCCAAUAUCAUUAUUUACAGAUGAAGAACGCGUUAAACAUCAAUCUCGUUUUGUUUUAGCAGAACGAUGGGUUGAAGAUGAUGAAGUAUCAGUGUGUCGACAUGCGGACUGUAAUACAAAAUUUAAUUUUUGGAAUAGAAAACAUCAUUGCAGAAGAUGUGGUGAUAUCUUUUGUUAUAAACAUAGUAACUAUUCGAUGUUACUGUUUGCUGACGGAAAUGAGGAUUGGGGUGGUGUAUGGUCCAAAGUUUGUGAAGAAUGUUAUAAAGAUAAAGAUGAUAAGAAACAAUAA
This is a messenger RNA of Entrophospora candida, 1500 nucleotides long. The record is from the annotation of a GenBank genome assembly. Lineage: Eukaryota; Fungi; Glomeromycota; Glomeromycetes; Entrophosporales; Entrophosporaceae.